This is a messenger RNA of Didymodactylos carnosus, 1928 nucleotides long. The record is from the annotation of a GenBank genome assembly. Lineage: Eukaryota; Metazoa; Rotifera; Eurotatoria; Philodinida; Philodinidae.
AUGACUAGAUUAAAAAUCGGACAAAUCGUUAGCUGCUAUAACGAUUUGUUUUGGCUCUGCAAAACAACGAAAAUUGACGGAGAUGAUAUAACGGUUAACUGGUAUGAAAAACAAGCGAACACUUCAUUAUUUGUGCUACAAAAAGAUGAAACCGAUAUAAUACACAAACAAUCGAUGCUCGUCCAAUUUGAUCCUUCCGUUAAUCCUAAACAAAUGAAUGAAAAUCAAAUAAAACUGUCAGAUAUUGAUAUGAAGAGUCUUUAUCAAUCAGUAAUAUUAACAUUGAAUAAUAAAUUAAAACAGUUUCAGUUAGUCAAUGACGAACAACAGACACAGGAAAGCACAACGUCAUCACAUCCCGUUUUGACAGAUGCAACAGAACAACAGUCUCGACGAAUUCAAGUAUGUUGAAAUAUAUGAGUAAUGCGCAACUUUUUUGUAGAAUUGGUUAUUUACGGUUUUUCCGCAUUAAUUUCUUAUGGCCCGAUUUUUUCUUUUACACACUUUUGUGUGUCCCACUACCAUACAAACUUACAGCUUCGUAUCUCAACAGCUCGCCGUGUUUGACCUUUUUUUGAAAUUGUUUCUGCUAUGACUUCUGAUGGAUUCGUCCAAACUCCAUAAAACUUUCACACAAGAUAGAGCAUAAAAAAAGAGAAGUCAAGGACUUCUAUGACUUGUCUGGGCUUGACUUGGCCUCCGGAAAAGUACCUCAUGAACUUGAUUUGACGUGGACAACCUUCGAAAUUUAAGUCAAGUCUUUUUGAAUUUUUUCGUACAGAAAAUUGUGAUUUUUUGCAAAAAAUCGCUUCAACGUUUCUUCUACAGCGAAUCCAAAUCCCAAUCUCCAAGGUUAAGAAAAUCUAGAGAAGAAAACUCUCGAUUCUUCCAAAAAAAUCUUCACUUGACUUGAAAAUGACUUCCACUCGAGAAAGAAAUCAUGAAAGACUUGACUUGGGAAAAGUUUUGAAUGACGUGAUUUGUCUACGACUUGAGAAGUCUCUGAUAUGCCCAUGUCUGAUUUGGAAACUUCUGGGUAAAAAGUUUUUCAGAUUUUGAUGUGCUGAGAUAAGGUCAAAAGGUCAUGUUUUAUACACCUUUCGAUUCGUCACAUAGAGCGGCGUCGAAUGGCGCGUGAUGUUCUGUGUUUUCAUUAAAAAAAUGUGAUUCUUUCCUUAAACUCACUUUCUGAUUGAGGUAUCUGAAAAUUGUAAGUAUGGGUUUCUCAGCCAAUAUGCGUCCGAUAGCAGGAAAAUUCACAUCAGACACUGACUGAACGAUGGGGAGCAAAAUACACUAAGUUUUUGUUUAAACUCACUUUUAUUUUUUUUGCUAAUUUGAAAAAUAGUUGCACAUCACUCAUACGUAGUUUCAAUAGAGUCGUAACUUUUGUGAAAUAAAAUGGCUAUCAUCUUGCUGAUUAAAGCGAGCAUUUUUUUCUUUCCAUGCUGAACGAAAAAUAUCAUAACGAUAUUAUCCCAGGCCGUUGAAAGCGGCCAAGUUAACGGCGUGUUAACGUCCCAUUAAGUCUACGUUAACGAGCCGUAAACGUACCGUUUUUACACCGUUAUGCACCGUUUUUACGCCGUUUUUCACCGUUAACUGGGCCCGUAUUACGGCCCGUUUUUACACCGUUUCUUGCCCGUUUUUUGGCCGUUUUUACGCCGUUUACAGACCGUUAAUGUGCCGUUUGUGCGCCGUUUUUAUAGGGUAAACGUAUCGUUUUUAAGCCGUUACUUAUGAAUUUCCAGCUUAUUCCUUUAAGCCGAUUUUGUUUACUGAGACCGGUUGGUAUUCUAUAGAAGACUUUUAGGUCAGAUGAAGUCAGAUGAAAACUUUAUUCAAUCAGAAAAAAGUUAUUGAGAAUUGUAACACAAACGUAAAAAAAAUGCUAUACACAUGAAACAAGCAUACCUACAAUGUUGCAC